Molecule: messenger RNA, 1392 nt
Organism: Trichoplax adhaerens
Lineage: Eukaryota; Metazoa; Placozoa; Uniplacotomia; Trichoplacea; Trichoplacidae
Exons: 4
Coding region: 1-1392 (463 amino acids)
Source: RefSeq, a predicted model, not a curated record
AUGGCGAAUUUAGGACUAACCUUAUAUGCAGUCUUAUUCUAUACCUGCUAUCAGACUAAUAUCACUGCUAGAAAAUUAAAAAUGGUUGCAAACGUAACCAAACCAUCAACGAACGAAGAACAGAUAACUGUUUCUUAUCUGAGUGUAGCGUUUAUUUUGGAGAUUUUUGCUAUAAUCAUUGUCGCUAGUAUGCAUACAGCGGAAGACUCGAGAAUAAAUAAGAAUGCGAAUGAACAGCUAAGACGAUCAAGUACGAAUAACUUAAAAUUACGGAUCGCAUCAGAAAAUAAAGAAAUCAGUUUUCUAGAACUAUUUACACUAAAUGGAUCACUAAAUUGUGGAUGUAGUCUUUCAAUUUUCACCAUUCGAAACAUUACAUUAGUCGCUGUAACCUUCUGGCACUUAUUAAAUUUAGUGCAGCUUGUUGUGAGAAUUUCAGAAUGCCAAAAUCUAUCAUUCAUGAUCAAGUAUAAAGUUUCAGAAUUUAUGGCGUUAGCAAAUUCAUCAUAUUUUUUACAUAUAUUGAACUCGAACUUGGGAAAGUCAAACUUUCAAAAGGGUUCUACGUUCUGCAAAAAAUCCCUAAAGAGAGUGAGAACGGCGUGGAUAAACCUUUAUUUGGCAACAGCUCUAGGCGUCAAUGCUUAUUUUGCAUUAAAUAAUGACAAUUCAAAAAAGCAUUUGGAGAACAAGGCAGACAAUAUUACAAUUAAUUUUUUGUAUAACUUACUUUCAUCAGUAGCGGUUUUUAUUAUAUUCGUUUUGCAAUUGGAAAAACUUUGCAAAUCAAAAGAUCCAGCAUUAACUACACUUCAUCUUAGCCUUAAUGAACUUACGGAACAGUUCAAUAAAUUUACGAAUUCAUUGAAUACCGAUGAUUUCUUGUUAAAGGAUUUUGAACCGAAAGCAGUACAGCAAGGGAAUACAGAGAUUAUUGAAGUAGAUUUUAAGAGUGCAAUCUAUAAGAUCCUAUUAAAUUCUCAAGAAAAGGAUCCAAAAAAGAAAAUUGAACAACCUACAAAAUUUAGCAUCUUUAUUAUGCUUUGCGAUAAAAGCAAGGAAGUGGUUGUAUGGUAUUACACGUUCGACUCCUUAGAGUGGUUCUAUUAUAAAGUUUGUGUUUUUAUAUGGUACCUACCAUGCACAACUUGGCUUUGUUAUAAAUGGGCAAACAGUAUUAGCCGAGAUUCGAGCCUGGCUCUGUGCCAAAAAAUGUGGAAAUGGAUUGAUGAAAAAGCACUUGCGUUCGGAACUAGUGAAGGUGCUGUUGUAAAUGGACUUGCGGACGCUACGAAGCUAAUACUUUGCUGCUGCGGCUAUGAUUGCGCUCAGCAAUAUUCCUCAGAUUCAUAUAUAGGCGCACUACCUCAUAGUACACAGUACACGGUAUAA